CUCUGCGCCACCGUUCAUGAACAAUGGAGGAAAUCUAUAUCAAUCUUAAGCCUGUCAAAACUAUUCAGUCAAGAUCUGCUUUAAAUGAGAGAGGUCCAAGGAGCUCACAGAGAUUUCCUGCAGGUUUAAUUCUCUGCCUGGGCCUACUGAGUUUUUUCUUGCUGGCAGGGCUCAUCAUUGUCAGCACCCUUUAUUUUUACUCCACACAGUGUUCAGCUGCUAGUCAAAAUGUUUCUUCCCUGAUCAACAAAGAAGACAUGCUGAACGCCAGUCUCACUGAAAGAGAGAGAACAUGCCCUCCAGGAUGGAUGAUGUCCAAUCAUACCUGUUAUUUUUUCUCUUAUGGGACUGGUUCCUGGGAAAAGGGCAGACAGGACUGCACAAACAGAGAGGCUGAUCUUGCCAUAAUAAACAGUGUUAAUGAACAGAUGCUCCUCUCUGACUUCAUUGAGGAAGAUACCCACAUUUGGAUUGGUGUGACUGACAGAGAAGAAGAAGGCAAAUGGAAAUGGAUCGACGGAGCUCAACUGUCUGAAAGGUAA
This is a messenger RNA of Oreochromis niloticus (Nile tilapia), 542 nucleotides long. RefSeq names its product C-type lectin domain family 4 member A-like. NCBI's taxonomy places the organism in Eukaryota, Metazoa, Chordata, Actinopteri, Cichliformes, Cichlidae. The record is from RefSeq and is a predicted model, not a curated record. Bases 24 to 542 code for a protein of 172 amino acids. The transcript is spliced from 5 exons.